AUGGCGUCCGAGAGUGACCAAGACAGCGCAUCUGCAUCUGCAUCUGCAUCUGCCGCGACCGGGGGCCAAUCAAAGCGCCCUCCCCUCAACCAUCACGCCAGCGACCACAGCGACGCCAACACCGUCACCUCCUCAGGCCAUCCGCAUCACCGCCCAAAACACCAGAAACAGCGCCACGUUGGCCGCCUCCACGGCCGUGUGCCCUCUUCCAGCAAGGUUUUGCACAAGCCGCACAACAGCUCGUCCAGAAUCAAUCUGGGCAGGAAGCAGGGCUCCCCAACCGACCUCGAGGCCCAAUUCGCUCAACGACCUGUACCGCACCGCCGCGCGACCAGCGAGGUCAAAUUAACGCAGCCAGACUCAGCUACGGCCAUCCCCAAGAGCUUGUCUCAGGGCAACCUGAAGCGCAAUCGUUCGCACGUCGAGAUCAGCAAGCGCACCAAGUCCUCUUCCUCUGACAAGCUCAAACGCAGCGCCAGCGGUACCGGUAUUCACAAAGCCACCAAGUCCCAGGUUCACUUCGACCUCGGUUCGGAUGACCCAGAAGACGAAUGGGUUGAUGCCAGUGGCUCUAAUUCGCCUUAUUUGUCGCGAAAGGGCUCAUUAAAUAGCAGCACACAUUCUUCUUUCCCUCCCGGAGGCAGUGCGGCAAAUUCUCGCCCGCAGACUCCGAGCGCGUCGACUGCAGCGCCAGCGGCAUCAACAGUGCGACCGGAAUUAUCGUCAUCGCCCUCGCGUAAAGCAGCAGAGCGAAAAGAUUACCCGACGACGCGACUGCUACAAAGAACCUCAUCUCACGGCGCUCCACCUCAAAUGUCCACAGAAAUGGCAAAGGCUACUCCCACGCACAUAUCGCCUGCCUCGACCACCCACGAGCCCUCUCCGCCGACCGGAAGCCAACAAGAUGGACUUAUUUCGCGUUUCGUCGAAGUCCCUAGCUCAGGCCUCACCAGCGAGGGUUCAUUCUACAACCCCGUUCGCGGAGGAGGCUCUCACCGAUCUGAGGACCUUGUUCGGCGGCCGCACUCAAUGGCCAACUUAUCAAGAUCCCACGAGUAUCAUCCCAGCGAAGAUGUGUCGCCGAUAGAGAGUGAUAUUAGCGCUCUGGUACCUAAACCUACCAGAAGAACAGCCGCGCCCUCUACAAUCACAUCGCGUACACAACAGAAACUUAACUUGCAGCGCGCUAGCUCUUCUCUUGAGCCCGGACAAACCGUUCCUGGUCUUAGUGGAGCUGUAGGAACUGGACCCUUGAUCGGUAUUGGAGAUCCAGGACACGAUGGAGGCAACAGUCGGGACCCCCGUGUUACUAAGCUCUUAGAGCGGACGGGAAUGGAAUAUUUAGUCGUCCGGCGUCACCAGAAUCCCAUUGUCAGGUCCCUGAACCGCCUCAGCCGCAUCCCGGGAAUGGACAAGACUAAGAGGAUCCCUCGUACCAACACGGGCUCAACGACAGCCAGCAAACGGUCAACAGAUCCCACAGCUCGCCAUGUUCGAAACAUUAGCAUGCCCGAGGGACGCCAAGCACCUUCAAUCAAACGAACGGCUUCGGUGAAGACCAAUGGCGCAGGCUCGAGCUACGAAGGAGAUGAUUUGAGCCGACUAAACGAAAGACUUAGUGGCUCCAGUUUAGUUGGAGGCGAGGAGGAGGAUGGUAUGACCGCUCUCCUUCGCAACCUGUGGGAUAAGCCAAUGGAUCUCAGUGCCAGCACAGAUUGA
Trichoderma asperellum CBS 433.97 is the source of this 1719-nucleotide messenger RNA. Lineage: Eukaryota; Fungi; Ascomycota; Sordariomycetes; Hypocreales; Hypocreaceae. The record is from RefSeq and is a predicted model, not a curated record.